CUCCGUCGCAGGUAACGGCCGCUGCUUUCCGUCGUCAAUUAGCACGGAUUGCUUCUGGUCUGCGGUACAGAGGUUGCGGCACCGUCAUCUCCGGCUCGAUAGAGCGAGCUCCGACCACCACCGCCGUCCACAGGGGGAUAUCAAAUGGAAUUUUGCCCGACUUGUGGAAACUUGUUGCAGUACGAGUUGCCCCAUAGGGACCGGCCAUCCAGAUUUUUCUGCCCAACUUGUCCCUAUGUCUGUAAUAUCGAGAGCAAGGUUAAGAUAAAGAGGAAGCAACAUCUGGUUAGGAAAAAGAUGGAACCUGUCUUCUCCGAAGAAGAUCGGAGAAAUGGACCCCAAACGGACGGCGUGACAUGCCCACACUGUGGCUAUGGAAAGGCAAUCUACCAUCAAGCUCAGAUACGGUCUGCUGAUGAGCCGAUGACAACAUUCUAUUGGUGCCUGAACGAGAAAUGUCAGAAAAACUGGCGGGAAGAUUGAGCGCUCGGCGCCACAGUCGCAAGCCAAUUCAGUACCCCAUGGCCUAAAAGGCAGGACCGGAAAUCAUGUUCAACUGGUACUCGGGCCUGGUGGGAACCAUGAUUUCGACGUUUUAUCCUAUUCAGGAUGUUGCACUCGAACAUAAUUUGUUUCCUUCGGCUACUCUCUUCACUUGAAAGAAACUGAGGACGAAUUAGAAGGCGGGAAAAAAAGGUUUUCUUUCCCCAUGAGACAGGGAUAGUGGCUUGUGGUUGUUAAAUGCACUUGUGAGGAUGAUGUUACUAAGUAGGAGUUCCACGUUGAAUUACUUGAUGUUGGCGAGGGAUGUUAACAUUUAUCUGAUUAUCUCAUGACCCAACAUUUAAAGAUA
This is a messenger RNA of Rhodamnia argentea, 853 nucleotides long. Its product is annotated as DNA-directed RNA polymerase III subunit RPC10-like. The transcript has 4 exons. Gene Ontology annotation, cellular component: RNA polymerase III complex. NCBI's taxonomy places the organism in Eukaryota, Viridiplantae, Streptophyta, Magnoliopsida, Myrtales, Myrtaceae. Gene Ontology annotation, molecular function: nucleic acid binding; zinc ion binding; DNA-directed RNA polymerase activity. The coding region runs from base 145 to 483 and encodes 112 amino acids. Gene Ontology annotation, biological process: DNA-templated transcription; termination of RNA polymerase III transcription. The record is from RefSeq and is a predicted model, not a curated record.